Messenger RNA from Paramecium pentaurelia, 1265 nucleotides. NCBI's taxonomy places the organism in Eukaryota, Ciliophora, Oligohymenophorea, Peniculida, Parameciidae. The record is from the annotation of a GenBank genome assembly.
UAAUGCAAGUAAAAUAUCAAGCUGUAAUUCUUGGAGGUGGAUAACAAGCAGGAAAUAUGUUAUUUCCACUCUGUCAAGAUUAUUCUAAAAGUCUAUUGCCAAUUUGUAAUAAACCAAUGAUUCUCUACUAAUUAGAUGUAUUAGAAUCAGCUGGAUUUAUACCAUAAGACAUUUUAAUUUUGAUAACUAAAAAUCAUUAAGUUGUGGCUGAUUUAGUUUAAAGAAGAGCAGAAAUAUUUUAUGUGAGUGAUAAUUCAGAUUCAGGAUCUGCAUUAUUGGAAGCACAUGAAAAAAUUAAGAAAGAUUUCAUACUUCUGUCUUGUGAUAGUAUGAUUGGUGCCAAUAUCUUAAAUUUAUUGGAUUUUCAUUAUUCAACAAAAGCAACAAUUACAUGUUUGAUUAAAGAAGAAGAUCUAGAUAAAAAGUAAGGAAGAGCUCCUAUUUCUUGUAAUUUAAAUGAAUCCUUCGAUAUUAUGUUUGUUGGUUCAGAUUAUAGUUUAUUACACAUCUCUAAUUCAGAUGAUGAUGAUUAAGAUAAUCUUUCAGUUAGUAGAAAUGUUUUAUUGAGUUGUGAAAGUAUAUAAAUAAUGACAAAUUUAUUUGAUACUCAUAUUUAUGUUUGUUAAUAUGAAGUACUAGAAUUGUACCAAAAAUUAAUUAAGUAAGUAAUAGAUAUAUAAAAUUGGAAAGAAGAAUUCUUACCCUAUAUUAUUAAACAUCAAAAAAAUUUGAAUUUACUUAAUUUAAUAACCAAAAAGGAAUAAGGUCUCUUUCAUGAAAGAAAAUAAUAAUAAUUUUCAAUUAAAGUUUUUAUAACUUAAGAUUAUGCAAGAAGAUUAAAUAAUAUUAAAGAUUAUCAACAAGCCAAUUAUGAAAGUAUGAUUAAGGGAAAUAAAGGAAUUCCUCUUUAUUAAUCAGUCCAAGAUUUCUAAAUUUAAUAUCCUCCUGAUGCUCGUAUUAGUCCUGACACAGUAAUUGGAGAAGGAACUAGAAUUGGCAAUAAGGUAAUUAUAUAAAGAUCAAUUAUUGGUAAAAAUUGUACAAUAGGUGAUCAUGUUAAAAUCAGCAAUUCCAUUAUUAUGAAAAAUGUUGUCAUAAAUUCUAAGUAUUUAUUUAUAUAUAUAAAUAGUUGUUUAAUCUAACAUUGUAUUUUAUCAAAUGAAUCUGCUGUUGGACAUGGUACAGAAUUGAAUAAAUGCAAUUUAGGAAAUUUAGCAUCAAUUGAACCAAAUUAAAAAUUAGUAGAUGAAUGUAUAAUAAGAUGA